CAUGCAGGAGAACUAUGAGACAGUGACCUCGCUGGUAGGGUCUCCAGUUUCCGAACCUGAUGUGAUCUUACAGCUGGAACGAGGGGAAGAGCCGUGGGUCCCAGACCGCCAGAGUUCUGAGAAAGAAGUGCCUCCAAGAGCUACUUGCACAGGGAGUGAUCUAUGUCUGGAUUCUCUAAGUCUCCCAUCAGGCGAUGUGACAGUGAGUCAGAAUGAGGAGGAAAAACCCCAUCAGGAAGAUGCUGAGCAAGGAGAACCACAUGGAACUUUAUCAGGAAGAUCCAAAGGGAAUGUUUCCGGGAGUUAUGCACUCCCAGAAAAAACAAAAGCCUGUGAGACUCAGGGGAGGCCAGAGGGAAAUUUUAGUAGCCUCUCAGACCUUAUAACAAGCGACAGAAUCAAUUUGGAAGAGAGACGCUACACAUGCCAUGAGUGUGGGAAAAGCUUCAAUCGGAGCUCACACCUUAGCAGACAUCAGACAAUCCACACAGGUGAGAAACCUUAUGGACGCUCUGAGUGUGGGAAAUGCUUCAUCGAUAGUUCAGCCCUCAUCUCACAUCAGCGAAUCCACACAGGAGAAGCGCCCCACACAUGCUCAGAGUGCGGGAAAAUCUUUGGUUGGAGCUCUACCUUAAACACACAUUGUAGAAUCCACACAGGAGAGAAGCCCUAUACAUGCUCUGAGUGCGGGAAAAGCUUCAAUCAGCGCACACACCUUAUCACACAUCAGAGAAUCCACACGGGAGAAAGGCCCUACACAUGCUCUGAGUGCGGGGAAACCUUUAAUCAGAUCUCAAACCUUAUCACACAUCAGCGAAUCCACACAGGAGAGACGCCCUACACAUGCUCUGAGUGCGGGGAAAGCUUCAAUCAUCGCUCCGCCCUUAUCACACAUGGAAGAAUCCACACAGGAGAAAGGCCCUACACAUGCUCUGAGUGUGGGAAAACCUUUAAUCAGAGCUCAAACCUUAUCAGACAUAGGAAAAUCCACAUGGGUGAGAAGCCCUAUACGUGCAUUGAGUGCAGGAAAAGCUUCAGUCAGCGCUCACACCUUAUCACACAUCAGAGAAUCCACACAGGAGAGACACCCUACACAUGCUCUGAGUGCGGGAAAAGCUUCAAUCACCGCUCUGCCCUUAUCACACAUCGAAGAAUCCACACAGGAGAAAGGCCCUACACAUGCUCUGAGUGUGGGAAAACCUUUAAUCAGAGCUCAAACCUUAUCAGACAUCGGAUAAUCCACAUGGGUGAGAAACCUUAUGGAUGCUCUGAGUCUGGGAAACUUUUCUUUAAUCAUUCAGGCCUCGUCUUACAUCAGAGAAUCCACUCAGGGGAUACACCGUACACAUUCUCUGAGUGUGGGAAAAGCUUCAGGCACAGCUCAAACGUUGUCUCACAUAGGAGAAUCCACAUGGGGGAGAGUGCAGGAAAAGCUCUGAGUGCGGAAAAAGCUUCAAUCAGCGCUCAAGGCUCAUUAGAGAUCAGAAAAUCCACAUGAGAGAGAAUUGUAUUAAAUCCCUUGACUAGGGUUGGCCAACAAAUUUU
Messenger RNA from Gopherus evgoodei (Goodes thornscrub tortoise), 1545 nucleotides. Its product is annotated as zinc finger protein OZF-like. The transcript has 3 exons. Gene Ontology annotation, molecular function: RNA polymerase II cis-regulatory region sequence-specific DNA binding; DNA-binding transcription factor activity, RNA polymerase II-specific. Gene Ontology annotation, biological process: regulation of transcription by RNA polymerase II. The record is from RefSeq and is a predicted model, not a curated record. NCBI's taxonomy places the organism in Eukaryota, Metazoa, Chordata, Testudines, Testudinidae. Bases 2 to 1498 code for a protein of 498 amino acids.